This is a messenger RNA of Lepus europaeus (European hare), 2495 nucleotides long. It is a transcript of the gene NOL10, whose product is annotated as nucleolar protein 10. Gene Ontology annotation, biological process: maturation of SSU-rRNA from tricistronic rRNA transcript (SSU-rRNA, 5.8S rRNA, LSU-rRNA). The record is from RefSeq and is a predicted model, not a curated record. The coding region runs from base 103 to 2169 and encodes 688 amino acids. The transcript has 21 exons. Gene Ontology annotation, cellular component: nucleus; small-subunit processome; nucleolus. Gene Ontology annotation, molecular function: protein binding. Lineage: Eukaryota; Metazoa; Chordata; Mammalia; Lagomorpha; Leporidae.
GCCGCACGCCGCGCUGUGCCGGGCCUGGGAUUCGGAUGCUGAAGCGUGCGGGUAGGAGGGGACCGUGCACAGCGGCUGGGGUCGCUGCCUCUCGCCGUCGCCAUGCAAGUGUCCAGCCUUAACGAGGUGAAGAUUUACAGCCUGAGCUGCGGCAAGUCCCUUCCUGAGUGGCUUUCUGAUCGGAAGAAGAGAGCGCUGCAGAAGAAGGAUGUCGAUGUCCGUAGAAGAAUUGAACUUAUUCAGGAUUUUGAAAUGCCUACUGUGUGUACCACUAUCAAGGUGUCAAAAGAUGGACAGUAUAUUUUAGCAACUGGAACAUAUAAACCUCGGGUUCGCUGCUAUGACACCUAUCAGUUAUCCUUGAAGUUUGAAAGGUGUUUGGAUUCAGAAGUGGUUACCUUUGAGAUUUUGUCUGAUGACUAUUCAAAGAUUGUCUUCCUACAUAACGACAGAUACAUUGAAUUUCACUCACAGUCAGGUUUUUACUACAAAACCAGAAUACCAAAGUUCGGCAGAGAUUUCUCCUACCACUAUCCGUCCUGCGACCUGUACUUCGUGGGUGCGAGCUCUGAAGUUUACAGACUAAACCUGGAGCAGGGGCGGUACCUGAAUCCUCUGCAGACCGACGCUGCGGAGAAUAAUGUCUGUGACAUAAAUUCUGUGCACGGCUUGUUCGCCACAGGAACCAUCGAGGGCCGCGUGGAGUGCUGGGACCCCAGGACUCGGAGGAGAGUGGGCGUGUUGGACUGUGCACUGAGCAGCGUCACUGCGGACUCCGAGAUAAACAGUCUGCCAACAAUCUCUGCUUUGAAGUUUCAUGGCGCUUUGACCAUGGCAGUUGGAACAUCGACAGGGCAGGUUUUAUUGUAUGAUCUCCGCUCUGACAAGCCGCUGCUCGUUAAGGAUCACCAGUACGGGCUGCCCAUCAAGUCAGUGCACUUCCAGGACUCCCUGGAUUUGAUUUUGUCUGCCGACUCUCGGAUUAUCAAAAUGUGGAACAAGAACUCGGGGAAAAUAUUUACUUCCUUGGAGCCAGAACAUGACCUUAAUGAUGUUUGCCUUUAUCCCAAUUCAGGAAUGCUUCUAACUGCCAAUGAAACCCCGAAGAUGGGUAUCUAUUACAUCCCGGUCCUGGGCCCUGCCCCGCGGUGGUGCUCCUUCUUAGACAACCUGACCGAAGAACUGGAGGAGAACCCGGAGAGCACGGUGUACGAUGAUUACAAAUUUGUAACCAAGAAAGACCUGGAAAAUUUAGGGCUCACACAUCUCAUUGGAUCACCAUUUCUCCGGGCUUAUAUGCAUGGAUUUUUCAUGGAUAUAAGACUCUAUCACAAGGUGAAAUUGAUGGUAAAUCCAUUUGCUUAUGAAGAAUACAGAAAAGAUAGAAUUCGACAGAAGAUAGAAGAAACACGUGCACAGAGAGUCCAAUUAAAGAAAUUGCCAAAAGUUAACAAAGAACUGGCACUGAAGUUAAUUGAGGAAGAGGAGGAGAAGCAAAAGUCUACAUGGAAAAAGAAAGUUAAGAGCCUUCCUAAUAUUCUCACCGACGAUCGAUUUAAAGUUAUGUUUGAGAACCCUGACUUCCAAGUAGAUGAAGAGAGUGAAGAAUUCAGGCUUCUGAAUCCACUUGUUUCAAAAAUUAGUGAAAAGAGGAAGAAGAAACUAAGACUUUUAGAGCAACAAGAACUUCGAGAAAAAGAAGAGGAGGAAGAACUGGAAGGAAAACCAAGUGAUGCGGAAAGUUCGGAGAGUUCAGACGAUGAAAAGGACUGGGUGGACGAGGUCAGGAAGCAGCGCAGACUCCUGCGGCAGGAGGAAAAGGCGCAGCGGCAGGAGCGGCUCAGGGAGGACCAGCAGACGGUCCUGAAGCCCCAGUUCUACGAGAUCAAAGCAGGAGAAGAGUUCCGAAGCUUCAAAGAUUCUGCCACAAAGCAGAGGCUGAUGAACAAAACUCUUGAAGAUCGUUUGAAACUUGAAGCGAAAAAUGGGACAUUGAGUGUAUCAGAUACCACCGUUGGCAGCAAGCAACUGACAUUCACGUUAAAGAGGUCCGAACAGCAGAAGAAGCAGCAGGAGGCCGAGAAGCUGCAUCGGCAGGAGAGGAAAAGGCUGCGGCGUUCGGCUGGUCACCUGAGGUCCCGGCACCGAAGAGGCCGGCCAUUCCACUGAGCUCGGGGGCAAUCGCGUCCGGGCGGGGGCCAGCACAUCUCCCCAGGCUGCUCGCCAUCAGGGCCUUGGCCCGGGGAACACACACCACGGUUCCGUGUGAAUGAUCGUAUGUGGAGGCGAGAGUUCUAACGUGUCCUGUGCCGCUGGGAUCGGACUCACACCCCGCUCGGUGCCGGGGCGCCCUCCCUGGUGUGGCUCCUGUAAACCAGCCCUUUCCUGGUGUGAUGAGCAGGCCAGGUCACGGGUGGGCACCAUGAGCUGGGAGGUUCACCCUGUCCUGUGUGCAGUGUCCCGAUUAAACCACCCAGAUGGUCUUGUGUCGGCCA